Molecule: messenger RNA, 2361 nt
Organism: Crotalus tigris (Tiger rattlesnake)
Lineage: Eukaryota; Metazoa; Chordata; Lepidosauria; Squamata; Viperidae
Product: vomeronasal type-2 receptor 26-like
Exons: 5
Biological process (GO): G protein-coupled receptor signaling pathway
Cellular component (GO): membrane
Molecular function (GO): G protein-coupled receptor activity
Source: RefSeq, a predicted model, not a curated record
AUGCCAAAAAACUACCAGCAUAUCCUGGCUCUUGUAUUUGCCAUAAAAGAGAUCAAUGAGAAUUCCAUGCUUCUUCCUAAUGUCACAUUGGGUUUUAACAUCUUUGACAAUUACUACAAUGUUCAGCUCACAUAUAACACUGUCUUCCGCUUACUUUCUGCAAAAAAGAGAUUUGUCCCUAACUACAUGUGUGAUGUUGAAGACCAGUUGGUAGCUGUUAUCGGUGGACUUGAUUCUGAAACCUCUUCCUAUCUGGCCACAGUUUUAUCUAUCUACAAAAUUCCACAGAUUACUUAUGGAUCUUUUGUCUCAGGAAUGAAUGACAAAACACUGCUUGCUUCCUUGUACCAAAUGGUUCCAAAUGAAAUUCAACAGUACUCUGGGAUUGUCCAAUUGCUGAUACAUUUUAGAUGGACUUGGGUUGGACUUUUUGCAGUGGAUGAUGACAAUGGAGAAAGAUUUUUCCAAAAAUUGGUUCCAAUACUUUCUUCAAAUAGUAUCUGUUCUGCCUUUAUCAAAAGAACGCCCAAAUGGACAUAUGUUGCUGAUAUAUUAGACUUGUUUUUAGAUGACUUGGACAAAUUUCCUUCUCUCAUGGAAAGCAAAGCAAAUGUUUUUAUUGUCCAUGGUGCACCUCCUUCCAUGCUAAAUUUGAGCUGGUAUCUUCACAUGGUAGUCUUUGAUUCAAACCUAGGCAAAGUGUGGAUUGUGACAGAACAGUGGGAUUUCCGAUUAAGUGACUAUCAAAAGAACUGGGAUAUUCAAUUCUUCCAGGGUGCUAUAUCAUUCUCAGUUCAUUCAAAUGAAAUAUUGGGAUUUAAAGCAUUCCUUGAAAAUGUAAAUCCUUCAUGGGAAUCAGAAGAUGGCUUUAUUCAGGACUUUUGGGAAAAUGCUUUUAGUUGUUCAAUGAAAAACUACAGUGUAAUUUCAGAGAAAGAGCCCAAGAAAGUUUGCACAGGAGAAGAAAAGUUGGAGAGUCUUCCUGGGACUUUCUUUGAAAUGAAAAUGACUGGACACAGCUAUAAUGUCUACAAUGCUGCCUAUGCUGUUGCACAUGCAUUACAUAUUAUACAUGAGUUUAGGUCAAAAUCCAGAUCAAAGGUUGCUCAAAAAAGUUUGAAAGUUUUGAGCUUUCAGCCAUGGCAGGCCCAUCCCUCUCUAAAGAGUAUCUCAUUCAACAACAGUGCUGGAGAAACAGUACAUUUUGAUGAAAAUGGAGAAUUAAUAAUAGAUUUUGACAUCACAAAUUGGAUAAUUUUCCCAAAUAAAACUUUUGAUCGAGUCAUAGUUGGAAAGAUGGAUCCUCAUAGCAAAAGGUUGUCAAUCGAAGAUGAAAAAAUUGUGUGGCAUAGAAGAUUUAAUCAGGAGCUACCCAUUUCUCUGUGUAAUGAUCGCUGCCAUCCUGGUAACACCAUGGAAAAAAAGGAAGGGGAGCCAUUUUGCUGUUAUGUUUGUAGUCCAUGUCCAGAAGGAAAAGUUUCCUUCUACAAAGAUAUGGAUUUCUGCAAAGACUGCCCAGAAGAUCAAUAUUCAGCUCCAGACAAAACUCAAUGUAUUCCCAAAGGUCUAAACUAUCUCUCACAUGAAGGUUCUUUGGGGAAAGCUUUAGCUUUCUCUUCAGUUGUUUUUGCUAUGACAACAAUUUGGGUGCUUAGAACUUUUUGGAAACACCAAGAUACUCCUAUAGUCAAAGCAAACAACCGAAACCUCACCUAUACUCUUCUCUUCUCUCUCUUUCUUUGCUUUCUUUGCUCUCUCCUCUUCAUUGGAAAACCAACAUCUAUCACAUGUAUUCUCCGACAAACAGCCUUUGGCAUUGUCUUCUCUUUGGCCCUUUCCAGUGUUUUGGCCAAAACAAUUACUGUUGUUCUAGCCUUUGUGGCUACCAAGCCUGGGUCCAAGAUGAGGAAAUGGAUAGGGAGAAAAAUUGGAGAUACCAUUGUGUUUUCCUGUACUGCUAUCCAAGUGUGCAUUUGUUCUCUUUGGUUGUUUACUUCUCCACCAUUCCCAGAUAGGGACUUAAACUCUCUCUAUGAGGAAAUUAUUCUGGAAUGCAAUGAGGGCUCAGUUACCAUGUUUUGUCUUGUCUUGGGCUAUAUGAGUUUUCUGGCUAUGGUCAGCUUCUUUGUGGCAUUCUUUGCCAGGAAGUUACCUGACAGUUUCAAUGAAGCCAAAUUUAUUACAUUCAGCAUGUUGAUCUUUUGCAGUGUUUGGUUGUCUUUUGGUCCAAUGUACCUAAGCACCAAAGGAAAAUAUGUGGUUGCUGUUGAAGUAUUCUCUAUCUUAACUUCAAGUGCUGGGUUACUGGGUUGCAUUUUUUUCCCUAAAUGCUACAUAAUUGUAUUCAGGCCUGAACUGAAC